Molecule: messenger RNA, 1864 nt
Organism: Marasmius oreades (fairy-ring Marasmius)
Lineage: Eukaryota; Fungi; Basidiomycota; Agaricomycetes; Agaricales; Marasmiaceae
Exons: 3
Coding region: 14-1759 (581 amino acids)
Biological process (GO): positive regulation of ubiquitin protein ligase activity; anaphase-promoting complex-dependent catabolic process; positive regulation of anaphase-promoting complex-dependent catabolic process
Cellular component (GO): anaphase-promoting complex
Molecular function (GO): ubiquitin ligase activator activity; anaphase-promoting complex binding; protein binding
Source: RefSeq, a predicted model, not a curated record
UUUGACCUGAACCAUGUCGAUGCUCCCAAAGACGCCUAGCAGACAUCGAACUCGCUCGGAUGCGAGAACUCCUUUGACUCCUUCUCUUAUGUCUGGAAUGAACAAUGUUUCCCUUGCCAGCUCUCCCUCUAAAAGGAAGGCGAAGACAAGCUCGAAGUCCUCAUCAGGACCGUUCGACACGUCCAAUCCCUUCGUCAAUCCUCCGUCUAUCCGACCAUCCCGACCUCAAUCGCGAGGUUCAAGAUCACGCCCAGCCUCACCAAUCAAGGCUGUUUCCUAUGGUAAUUCGUUACAGGUGUCGGAUGAUCUCAGCAGGCAGGCGGGUGGUGGAGUGAUACGGAAGGGGGGUGUGGAAAGUCGGUUGGAUGUUGUUACACGAGACUUGAAUCCCAAUGUUAUUAAACAACCAGAAAUUAGAAGAUCUCGUUCAACGCCCGCUGUCAACCGCGACACUAGAGAUCGCUUCAUCACUACGAGGGAUGAGGGUGUGGAUAGCGUUACUGCCACGUUAGAUCAAAUGAACUUGGGAACUCAGAACGCAUCACCUGGCCACACCGCUCGGUUAAUCAAAGCCACUGGUGUUCCAGUGAACCGCCGUAUUCUAGGUUAUCAUGAACAGCCCCCAGCUCCUUCUUCUGACCACACUUUAGCCCAACAGCGCGAGUUUGCCAAACCUCUCUAUGCCCGCCCCGAUACCGUCCCAACAUCCACUGGUGCAACGAAGACUCGAAAGAUACCCACUCAACCAGAAAGAGUUCUUGAUGCACCAGGAAUGGUCGACGAUUUUUAUCUGAACCUCCUUAGUUGGAGUUGCCAGAAUACUGUCGCUGUCGCUCUCGAGUCAUCUACUUACAUCUGGAGGGCCGACACCGGGAGCGUUGUCCAGAUGGGCGAGGCUCCUGAGGGCUCCUAUGUCUCUAGCGUGGAUUUCUCGAAUGAUGGGGCGUUCCUGGGCAUUGGUAUUGGCAAUGGCGAUGUCGAGCUCUGGGAUGUUGAAAGUGGACAGAAACUGAGGACUAUGAGUGGCCACCAAUCUCAGAUCGCUGUUCUCUCAUGGCAUGAACAUAUUCUUAGCUCAGGGUGCGGAGAUGGCAGUAUCUGGCAUCACGAUGUACGUGUUCCCCGCCAUAAGGUCAUGGAACUGUUAGGGCACAGUGGAGAAGUAUGCGGACUAAGGUGGAGGAGUGAUGGAGAGUUGUUGGCGAGCGGUGGUAAUGAUAAUGUGGUGAAUAUCUGGGAUGGAAGACUCGGUGAUGUGGCUGAAGGUACCAGAGGAACUGCGAAGUGGACGAAAAGAAAUCACACCGCUGCGGUGAAGGGACUUGCUUGGUGCCCAUGGCAGCCUAAUUUGUUAGCCACUGGGGGAGGAACGAACGAUGCUACAAUGAACGUUUGGAACAGUACUACCGGCGCGAGGCUUCACACUCUCAAAACUCCUUCACAAAUCACAUCAUUGAUCUGGUCCCCACAUAAAAAAGAGCUAUUAUCUACGCAUGGCUACCCAACUAAUUCGAUUAUGGUGCACGCUUAUCCCAGCAUGGAUCGUGUUGCUGAAAUUCGUGAUGCUCACGAUUCACGGGUAUUGUUCAGCUGCAUCGGGCCAGCAGGGGAUGUCGUUUGCACGGGUGCUGGAGAUGAAAAUCUAAAAUUCUGGAGGAUCUGGGACGCUAACGAGGCUCCUAAGAAGAAGAAAGACGUUUAUGGUUUUGUUGAAAGGAGAGCGAAUUCUACGAGCUCAGGACAUCUGGCUAUCAGGUAAAUUGCCCGCGUACCAGCUAUCUAUGCCUUGGACCUACAUAUAUACGUUUUUAUCGAGAUGUUUUGUUACUCGGAAUCUACAAUGGCAUUGGAGGAUAAAACGUUA